Molecule: messenger RNA, 9589 nt
Organism: Porites evermanni
Lineage: Eukaryota; Metazoa; Cnidaria; Anthozoa; Scleractinia; Poritidae
Source: the annotation of a GenBank genome assembly
AUGCCGCUUUUAAACAUAAGCAGACAUGACGCUGGAAAAUACAAUUGUACGGCUUGGAAAAAACAAGAAUUUGCUAGUGACGAGUUCAAUCUUCGUGUAAACAGUAAGUCGACAGGCAACUAAUUUAGUUAGUAGACGGAAUGAUGUCACUGAGGAUAAUCAGGAAGAGCGCAUUAUCUCCCAGAGUAGUCAAUCGUUAAAAAUUGUUAUCGAUUUAUCAAUCGAUAAAUCGAUGAAAAUCGGCAAAUCUGAUUUGAUUGACAUCGAUUGUAUCGAUCAAUCGGUAGAAGUCGAUGACACACUCGUUUUGUUCAUCGAUUAUCUCAAUGCGAUUUUUACCGAUUUAAUCGAUUUAUAUCGGAAGAUUUUCUGUUCUUUAAUAAAUGAAAACUGAAUUAAUGCAAACAGUAAAUGUGUUGACAACUGAGCUGCAAUUGGGAGUCGAAGGAUCAAGCGAUUAUCAUUUUUUCAAAAAAAUCUUUAAAAUAUGUUUUUUUUUUCUUUAAGACCAGGUUUAAAGUCUUCUGGUGGCUUAUAUUGGUCAGGUUUGUAAGCGCCCAAUUUGUCAUAAUUAAAGAUCUGCCACCCUUUCAAAAACAACGUCAGUGAAUUUCCAGUUGUGAUUACAUACUGGAGUAAUCAACAGACAAAAAUCGAAAUCGCUAAAAAAUCGUCCGCAAUCAAGUGAUUUUUAUCGAUUGUUAACAGAAAACAAUGAAAAUCUUUCAAGGGAGAUCUUUUAACCUGAAUUUCAGAAAUUCCUCCAAAUCGUACCCUAUCUAUUAUCUCUAUUCAAAUCGAAGGGAUGUCUGAAAUUUAGGCUAGGAACUCUUUAUCUCAAAGGUUGUAUUUCUCGUGAUACCUUCUUGCCAGGACUGAAUGUAGUUAAACUAAACCUAAACUUGUUAUUAUGAACAAAAUAAUGGGUUUUAGAAAGAAGCUUGCAUGCGCGUGUAAUAGUUUCCACAUUUCUCACUUUCAUGUUUGUCGAACAUUUGUUACUCAUGGCUGUGUUUUCUCAGCUGUACUUUCUAGUAACUUAUGCCAAAACUGACAACAACAAUGGCGGACUUCCGUAAUAAAUCGUUAAAAUCAUUAAAAAAUCGAUAAUAUCGAUUUGACACAGCAAUUUAGUUUAUCGAUUUUCAUCGAUUUCCGGUAACAAUCAAUAAAAAUCACAUGAUUGCUACCGAUUUUUAUCGAUAACUAUUUUCAUCGAUUGACAAGGCCAGGAUUUUAUACAGUAGACACUCGCUGUAAAGACUUAGUGGAUUAAGGACCUCCUGGCAGAAAUUUGUCUCCUUAAUACCUCAAAAAACAAGAACCUGUUUAGCCAAGCAAGUUGUUUACUUGUAACAAGUAAAUUACUUGUAUAAAAUGUAUACAGAACAAACUGAAUUUUAUUCAUUUCUUUUCGUUUCUUUUGUUUUUGUUUCUUUUUUGUUUUUAUUUCUGCAAUAAAAGGUGCACCUCGUAUAGUAAGUUUACCUGAAGAGGUUAUAGUUCUGGAGGGUGAAGAACAGCUGAUAACUUGCCAGGCGGAUGGCUGGCCUCGACCAAACAUGGCAUGGAAACAUAAAGACUCCUACCUCGGAAAUGAUACACGAUAUGAAAUCAGGAGAAAUUUGACAUUGAAUCAAGUAACUCUGGUGAUUAAAUUCGACGACGACCUUGAUGAAGCCUUUUACACUUGUGAAGCAAGUAACGCUUUUGGGAUAUCGAGUAGCACUGUUAUGGUUACGUUCGACGACGGCUUUGGUAAGUGACACGGCAAAAAAUCACAGCCGAUGUGUGUGUGUGUUUUUGGCAAUUUUACCUUCCGUGAUGUUUUCUAACAAGGGAAAUUUUAAAAAAAGCUAGGACAAGAGAACCUGACUCUACUUGUCUUGAAAUACUGCUGAAGGAAAGUCAAAAUAUUCCACUUAUUCUUAUUAUCAUUACUAUUAUCACUAUUUAAAAUUGAAGGCAAGACUGAUCGGACGGCUAAGGUUUACAAAUUUAUUUGCCUAUUAAUAUUUCGACUUGGCAAAACUUCUUCGUCUUCAUCAGGGUAUGGAAAAGCUGAUGAAGACUAGUUUUGUCUAGUCGAAAUUUUGGGCGAAUAAAUUUGUAAACCUUAGCCGUCCGAUCAGCCUUACCUUCAAUUUUAAGUGUUAUUUUAUAUUGCUGAUCCUGAUCUACGACAAGAUCUUGCUUUUCCUCGCCGCUGUUUGUCCAAGUGGUCCUUGCAGAAAUUGUUCACUAUAUCAUCACUAUAUCAUUAUCGUUGUCGUUAUCGUUAGUAUUAUAUUGGAGAUUCACAUAGUGGUUUGAGGUUGUGAUUUGGCUUCUUUAAGGUUCUUUAAGCUCUGGGUAAUGAAAAGUUCUCUAGCGAAGACAAUAAAAACCCAACAGUUUGCUUUAUCUCGCUUCUCUAUACAUUGCCAGUACUUUUCAAAGUAUUCUUAUUUGGUUCAGGGGGCCCGUUUCUCAAAAGUUUUUUUUUCGGCCCCAGAAUCAAAUAAUAUUAAAAUCAGAUUAAAAAGAAUAAGAGCGCAGGUCCUAGCUGACAAAUCAGUCCAUUUUGUUUUGUUACUACGGACUUCGUUUACCGAAUAAUCCUCGUUUACGAACAUAUUUGUUCCGUGCAGCUCCUUCUUAGCUUUGAAGACUGCCUCACGAUCCUUGUAAUUGAGAAACCGGGCGACAAUUUUGCGAGGCUUGGAGUCAGAGCGAGGUCUACCAACACGAUGAGCCCUUUCUAUGACAAAGUUGGUACCGACUUCAGGCAUGUGAUUUGAGAUUAGGUGUUUGAUUUUGCUUUCUGAUUCCUGCCAAGUUUCGUUUGGUGACUUAAGAAUUCCCUCAAAGCACAAAUUAUUUCGCCUUGAUCGAUUUUCGAGGUCAUCUAGCUUGUUUCCUAGGUCCUCGAUUUGUACUUUGACUUCCUUUACUCUGAGGUCAAAGGUUAUUAGCUCCUGGACUUGAGCUUGUGUGAACUCUAAACUCGAUUUAACACUUUGCACAUCUUUCAUCAAGUUGUCAAUUCUAGUGUUGACAGAGUCCAUGUAGGUACUAAGAAACACUUUUAAAGUUGACUCUUGCUGCUUAAGCAACUCUUUCACUAGUUUAAGGGGCAUUUGGACAUCGUCUUCCCCAAAAUUUCCACGUUUUGAAUCAGAGGACGUCUUUGAGCGUGUUGCCGCCAUGAUUAUGCAAAUCUAUUGAAAGCUUUGUCUUAAAUGUAAACAGUAGUAGCUUUUCAAACCCGUUAAUUAAAAGUUCUUUCUAGAAAUGGGCCACAGGUCCAUAGAAAAGCUUAUUUUAAUGGGCUUCUUUGUUCGUUUGUUUGUUGUUGUUGUUGUUGUUGUUGUUGUUGAUGAUGAUGACUUUUUAAGACUCUAAUGAUAAUAAUGAUAAUAAUAAUAAUAAUAAUAAUAACUUUAUCUGUAAAGCGCUUAAUCAAUAAUUACUGUAAGCACUUAACAGUGUUCGAUAAAAAUAUAACAAGAUUUAAGGUCCUAGAGAUACAUAUAUACAAUCAGUAACUAUUCUUUGCAAGAGUUCGAAGUGCGCAGCAAUCAAACUUCGGUCAUUACGAUUAAACCUACUCAUAUUAAAUACUCUGAAUCAAGAGAGGAUAAAGGGGAAAGAGAAGGCAUCCCCUAUACACACCCUAUUCCACAGGUAAUUCGUCUCGAGUUAUUUUUAGAAUCGGGAUAAAGUUCCUUUGCGCGGUGCGUAGAUGUUUCGCGGAGGUUUCGCAUGACUAAACGCCGUGCAAAACAUGUCGGGCGAAAGGCAAUGAAAGCGUAAAGAGAUCGAGAGCAUUUCUGAAUAUUGAAUCGAAAUGAGUCGGCACUCAUCUAGGAAAAGGGAAUCGCUGCACUCUUUGACAACCCGUGAAAUCAGUUUAACUCGAAGUUGUCAUAACCUCAGUGCUUUAAUAAAAUGAGAAAUUUCGCUGGUCUAUUGAAACCGGUCGUUUGUACAAUAAAGCAAGUAGGAGGUCAAGUGUUAUUUUUGUUGAAUAAUAAAAGACUAAUAAAAGAAUAAAUAUCAAACCAGAAAUUGCUCUCUUCAAACUGAUUUCCCUGCUGUACUGUUAGCUCUAUACAGAAGAGGAAGGGCGAUUCUUUUUUAAUUUCCGUUUUCGCUGACACAGCUUUAGCAGAAAUCUCUCUUUAGUCCUUUUCGUCGACAAAACAAAUAGCAAUUUCGCUCUCCGCGUCUUCUCCCAUUUUUUCUGCGCCAAUUCGUGAAGGACGCGUGGCUCUGAGCGUGGCUCAUCCACGCGGAACACAUUCGCGCUAUGUGAUUGGCUGUUGUCUAAUCCCUCUUGGGGUCUAUGGUCUUAAAAAUAACUCGAGACGAAUUACCUUACCUAUGGAAUAGGGUAUGUAUGGGGGAUGCCUUGUCUGUCCCCUUUAUCCUCUCUUGUCUGAAUGUAAUACUUUAAACGUACUAAUAAUCAUAAAUACUUUAAAAUGUGUAAAUAAUCAAACAAAAUAUAACUAAUCUGAUUUGGAGGCUUGUUUAAAUAAGUGCGUCUUCAGAGCCCCCUUAACUGGCAUUUACGUUUGCACAGAGUCUGCUAUGUCUGACAUCCAUAACAUAAGCUUUCCCUUAUCGAUUUUUCAGAGCCCGAAGAGCUGUCCGGCGAAAUGCUAGUCAGGUCUCCCAGCGAAAUGCUAGCCGAGUCUCCUCACGUCAUUGCCAACAAAGGUAGCAACGUCACCCUGACUUGCAAAGCCAUUAACAUCAAUGAUCCUUAUAGUGCAACGAUCUGGUGGACAUUCAAUGGCAAGCUAUUAAACAGCCAUAAGUCACGGUUUACAAAGGAAUCCAUUACCAACUGGACACUGAUGCUGGACAUUUACAACGUUUCUAAACAAGACGUUGGCCAGUACCGAUGCGGCAUAUCCGAGUGGAGUGGAGCUUCUUACAUGAAUACCAUAACUUUGAUCGUGGAAGCAAAGGGUAAGAUAAGCCCGGGUGAUACUUUGUACAAUUUUCUGUUUCGGCGGCUUGAGACCUAGUUCCCGAAAAACCACAUUCAUGUUAACACACCCACUAUACAUCAGUUUUCAAACAACAACAACAACAACAACAAAAAAGGACUCUGGAUGGUUUCGUUGUGUUUUCCGUGGUACUUAAAAGUUAUGACUGGCUACGAUUUAGAUGCCAUUUCUAUUUUCUAUGUUACGCCUAGUACGUUUGAAUUCAUAGGUAUUUUUGAGAGGUGUAUGUUUUUUUUUUCUCUCCGAGCAUCUUCAAAUCAAAUUCCUGUAAAUGCUCCUGUGAAUUUCUGAUUACAAUUGCAAAAUAAAUUAAAGAUAAAUUUCUGCUAAACAAUGAGUGCUUUUUUAUGGUAGUCAUUUUGAAUUUAAAAAAAAAAAAAAAAAAACGACGUCAACUGCUAUACCACCAAGUUCCGCUUCCCAACUUUUAUUUACGAUAUCCCUUUCACCAAGAGAUAAUAAUGGGAUAGAGAGGAAAACGCCCAGUCUGGCCCAUAGAGUAUGUGAGUUUCACCAAGGUUAUUUUUAGAACAACUAAACGCUUGAAUUAAUCAAAAUUUGCUUCGCGGAGAGGUCCGCAAACUUUAAUUCACUGUUGUCAAGACAAUUCAACAGUCGCUAUUACAACAUUCUGCAUUUUUACCUUGAUGCAGACGCGCGUACUGAUUUGAUGAUGUUUCAAACAAUCGAUUAAAAAUCGCAGACGCCCAAGGAAUUUGACUUCCGGUUAAGGUGGCUCGACUGGAUUUUUUGGGUAGAUACUUGCCAAGUUUGAGCAUUAACUUAGUCUGCAUGAGUAAAGAUAUGGGCAGAAGGUUACCACAACUAUGUUAUAUAAAGAUAAAAUUUCUUAUUGUCUGGGUUUUAGUGCAAUCGGAGUCGCCAUGGCUACGUAACGACGCCAUUACGUUUUUUAUUUAUCUUUGCGUUUCUUUGUGCCAGGAGUUUUUUUUUUUUUUUUAAGAAAUCGGCUUAAGGCAGUUUGUACCUGUCAUAAUUGCCUCAAUUAUGGCAAAGUAUGAACAAAUUCUAUGAGAGUGUUCUCGAAAUAUUUUUAAACAAAGUUUUAAGCAUCAUAACAACUGUGAAAUGGCAUGCUAUCCACACAAUUAGCAUUUUUUUUUCUUUUUAAAGAAAAAGAUCAGCUUUGCAAGCGCGCCUUCAUCUCAUAGUGGUUUGAUUCCAUUGUACAAAAAAACAACAACAACAACAACAACAACAAGAGGGGACUUGCUCCGGGCGAUCGCGAGUUAGAAGAAUUUUAUUAACUUGCAUUUAGCUGCUUUUGUUACAGUUUUUGCACGUAAUUUAGUCCAUGGCUACAAAAUUCGAGUUUUUUAAAAAAAACCGCUCGAUUAAUUUUUGAAAAAUUUGACAACCCCGAGAUCAAUCGUCAAUAAAUAUACCCUGCAAGUUUCAAGGAUACUGAAAACAGGGAAGGCCUUUUAAAUAGGGCCUCAAAUAUAACCAAUUCCUUCCCCAGAGUUUGUGGUUACAAGAGAGCGUCCUCAUUAUUCACUGGCAUUGUUUUCAAGUUUCAUAUGCACGUGCACAUUUAGCAAAAAAAAAUAAAUUUGCAUCACAAAGAACUCUUGAUUACUUUCCGAAGAAAUAUCCGGAGUAUGCUAAUAACUGGCUCUUGUCACAGAUAGCUGUAAGAGCCGAAACGGUGAACGUCAAGCUCAUCGUGUAGGAUGCACUACUUAAUUAUCUUACUUGGGUUAUAACAUCACAGAAACUCUUACAAAGAAUUGCUGUCAAGUUAUAAUAUACCACUAAUUUCUUUACCCGGUUAUUAGCAUAUUCCGGGGAUUUUUUUUGGAAAGUGACCGAGGGUCCUUUUUGAUGCAAAUUCUAUUUUUUACUAGUUGUGCACGUGCAUAUGAAACUUGAAAACAAUGCCAGUGAAUAAUGAGGACGCUCACUUGUAAGCACAAAAUCUGGAGGAAAAAUUGGUUAUAUUUGAGGCUCUAUCUAAGAGCCUUUCCUGUUUUCAAUGCUUUGAAACUUGCAGAAUAUAUUUAUGAUGAUUGAUCUAGGGAUUGUCAAGUGUAUGAAAAAAUUCAUCGAGUGUUUUUUUUUUUUUAAUUUGUAGACAUGGACCAAAUUACGUGCAAAAACUGAAACCUAAGAAGCUGAAUGCAGGUUAAUAAAAUUCGUCUGACUCGCAGUUUUUAAUGGAAUUAAACCGCCAUGAGACGAAGCUGCAUUUCCAAAGCUUAUCGUUUUCUUAAACUAUUAGCUAAUUGUGUGGAUAGCACGCUAUUUUACUGUUUUUCUGAUUCUUAAAACUUUGUUUCAAAAUAUUUCGAAAACGCUUUCAUAGAAUUUGUUCAAGCUUUUCCAUAACUUUACUCAUGCCGACGUAGGUGAUGCUCAAACUUGGGAGGUAUCCCCCCUUAUAAAUCCAGACGAGCCACCUUAAUACAACCUCUAAAAAUAACUUCAGUGAAAUUGACAUACCCCGGCCAACUCCCUAAGAGACUCAUUACCCUCUCUUAUUUUCACUCAAAUCGAAAUUGGACAACUUUAGAUGAUCUUCAAAACAUUUCUGCGAACUGGAAAACAGUGAAGGCGGCAGCCGGAACAAGCGCCCAGCUCAUGUGUCAAGCUUUCCAUUCCACCUUUAUUGACGCAAACACGUUUUGGCUGUUCCAAGGCGUUAUGUUAAACGACGCACUGGACGCACGCUUUAAGAUUGGUGAAUUCCGUUGGAAAAGCUCCAAUUUCUCACAGACAGUUGAGAUGAAAAUCGAAAUCAACAACCUAUCAGUCUCAGAUUUUGGCAGCUACAGCUGUGCAAUUAACACUACCGCUGGUGUUUCAUCAGAAUUAGUUUUUCUAGAAGUGCAAAACGAGGAAAGAGGUAAUGUACUGUAUGUCACUUAUUUAUUUAUUUAUUCAUUCAUUUACUUAUAUUUUAUUUAUUUAUUUAUUCAUAAUUUUUAUGUUUUAAUGUAUUUCUGCCUUACCUUUUCGCCUAUUGACAAAAAAAAAAACACAAAAACAAAAACAAACAAAAAAAACACUUCAUUAAAUCUUUUAUGAAAUUCUGAUCUACUUGACUUUUUAAGUUGAACAAAACAUUUAACGAAUUUGAGAUGUUUCGUGGUGGUUUCAUUGGAGGCCACAAAGCAAAUUCUUUUUUUUUUUUUUGUUUUUACCGAUCCAUCAUACAUUAUGAUAUUUUGUGUGUAAGAUUCUUCCUUCAUUAAUUUAUUUAUUUGUGUUCUUUUCUGCAGCGGGUGGCAAAGAAAACUCUACAAUGUUUAUAAUUAUAUUCCCUCUUGCCGCUGGUGGACUACUCCUUGCACUUUCAGGCAUGAUCAUUCUACGAAGAAUGCAAAAAAAGCGCCGAGACCUGAAACUUCAAGGUAUUUCGACGGACUGUUUUUAGCGCUAUUUGUCGAUCCAAGUUAGCUAUUUUUCUGGUGGAAAUGUCAGAUUCUUUAUCACUUUGAGUGAUUGUGACGGAACGUCAGUGAUUUAGGGGUAUUGCUCAGUGCGUUUGUUGGAGGAAUAGAGAGAGUGAUAGAUAAAUAAAUAAAACAAAUAAUAAUAAUAAUAAUAAUAAUAAUAAUAAUAAUUGUUUUAUUAUUCAUUUAAAAUAAGUCCUAGAAUAAAAAAGCGUAGACGGCUUAAGUCCAGCGAUGUUAAAUUCAUCUUCGAUAAUGAAUGUUUAUCGGCAACUUUAGGAGAUAAAGGGUUGUUCAAGCCUUCAAAUAUCCUCCAAAAGAAUUUGUAUCCUUGAUAUGUUGUUUGCCUUCUUCUUCCUCUUGAAACGAGUACAAUGUUCCGCCAUUUUGCAGUAACUAUGAACACAACUCAACUUCGUCUCCAGGUCUUCUCGGUUAGUGGUUCAAUAACCUGGCAAUUUGGCUGCGCAAUUGCUGUCAUUUCUCACAUAUCGCAAAAUAUCCUAUUUACAUUUAAUUUCGCUUAAAAAAACUAUUCAGUGAAAGCAAUAUUUACAAUUCCUUUUGAUUAAGCAAUAAUAAUAAUAACAAUAAUAAUAAUAACAAUAAUAAUAAUAAUAACAAUAAAAUUCUCAACUAUAUUUAUAACUUGUUUUUUAACAUUUUUGACGUUGAAUGUCUCUUAACAUAUUGCUUUGUCUUUCAGAGAAAGCAGCAGCGGGAGAGUUCACUUAUGACGUGUUUGUGACAUUCAGCAGCAAAGACCGGCAGUGGGUAUCGACUAAACUCACCCCUCUGUUGGAAAGCCAUCGGCUGAAGUAUUGUAUCCACAGCCGUGAUUUCGAAUUAGGGAGAGCAUUGGUCGAUAACAUGGCAGAGAGCGUCUAUUCCAGCCGCAAAGUCUUGGCAGUUCUGUCCAAAAACUACUUGGACAGUAAGUUCUGCAGGGGUGAGCUUGAGAUGGCGUUGUAUCGAAGCAACGUUGGCCGGGACGGUUCCUUGUUAGUGGUAACAAUCGAUGGGAUAAAGAAAAAUAAGCUGCCCAAAGCCUUGAGAGAGAGCACCUUUGUCGAUUACCAUUCGGAUACUGGGCGUAGUUCAUGGGAGAAGAAGCUGUUACGGCUCCUAGUUCAAGAGGAUAACAAUCAAAAUGUUUUCAAUACAAAACUAUGA